This is a messenger RNA of Fraxinus pennsylvanica, 465 nucleotides long. The record is from the annotation of a GenBank genome assembly. Lineage: Eukaryota; Viridiplantae; Streptophyta; Magnoliopsida; Lamiales; Oleaceae.
AUGCUCUUGUUUCUUAUAUUCAUGGAAAUUUGGCUUCAUGAAUUGCUGAAACGAGAUGAGAAAUUUUUUAGUUCAACUGCCAUCUGGAAUUGUGUGAAUCCCUUCCUGAGAGAACAGGAGAGCCUGACUGUCACUUAUUUUCUGAAGACUCAAAGAUGCAAGUUUGGUAUAAGGUGCAAAUUCAACCACCCAAAAGAUAAAGUAGUCCCCCAGUGUGCUCCAGAUAAUGCUGAUGCCUCCGUCUUACCUGAGAGGCCCUCAGAGCUUCCAUGCGCGAACUUACAACUUUUUAUCGAUCAUCUUGUUGUCUAUGAGCGUGAAGAUCGUCUGUCAAAAAUAAACAUAUAUCAUCUUCCAGCUAUUGGAGAGCCAGUUGAAAGACUUGAAGGUGGCCGGGCUCUUGAUUUUGUGGACCUGUAUACUCAUUGGAUAUGUCGAAGUCAGAAUUUUCUUCCAGCAUUUUAA